This is a messenger RNA of Neoarius graeffei (lesser salmon catfish), 1401 nucleotides long. It is a transcript of the gene wdr38, whose product is annotated as WD repeat domain 38. The transcript is spliced from 10 exons. Lineage: Eukaryota; Metazoa; Chordata; Actinopteri; Siluriformes; Ariidae. The record is from RefSeq and is a predicted model, not a curated record. Gene Ontology annotation, molecular function: protein binding.
AUGUGGCAGGAUCCAUCUAAGGAUAUCAUCGCUGCACAAGUCACAUACUUCCCCGGCCACAAAGGAGAGGUGAAUUGUUGCGCAUUCUCGCCCGACUGUCAAUUUGUGCUCACAUGCUCAGAUGAUGGCCGCCUUUACCUGUGGAGAGCAUCUGACAGGGAGCUCAUGGCCAAAGUCCGUGGUCACUCGGGGCCAGUGAAAUGCUGCACUUUUUCCCAGGAUGGCUGUUUGUUCGCAAGUGCAUCACAUGACUCUACUGUGCGUGUCUGGAGCAUGUCACCCAUCCGGUGCAUUCACAUUUUGAGAGGUCACAUGCGAAGUGUUGAGACAGUGACCUUCAGUCCUGACAACCGAAGCCUUGUAUCAGGGGGGUUGGACAACAUAGCACUGGUCUGGGACAUUCAGGCUGGGCUCAAACUGAAGCAGUUCUGUGGUCACAGUGCUGUGGUUCAGAGCAGUGCAUUCUCCACAGAUUCACAGUGACUGGCUACAGGCUCAUGGGAUCACACUGUGAAAGUGUGGAGUCUUGGUGGUGAUGAGGAGGUCAUGACCUUAACAGGGCAUCAGGGAAAUGUGGCCUGCCUCUGCUUCUCCACCACUGGGAUGUUGGCAUCUGGUUCGUGGGAUGGAACACUGUGCGUGUGGUCACUGCAGAGGCAUGAGCGUGUGUUUGUGCUGGGUGGGGAUGAGCGUGUGUGGGUGAGGAGUGUGGCUUUCUGCAGAGACAGAUCAGUACUAGCAUCCACUGCUGAAGGGGACAAGGUUAAAGUGUGGGACACGGCUGAUGGCAGGUGUAUAAAAUGUUUACAGAGGCACAAGGACUCAGCAUACGGGUGUGUUUUCAGCCCUAGUGGUGCUCUGCUCACCAGUGGCUCUGACCAGCUAGACCUGGGUGAGGAGGAACACGAUGGUGAUGACGAUGAAAACAAGACUUGGUAUAUUGCAUUAGGUAAGUCCAAAACUGGCGAGAUUAUAGUCGAUAAGAAGGAGCAGCUAGAGCGCUGGGUUGAGCACUACUCGGACCUCUACUCAGUGGAACGCCAUCUGGAAGACCAAACACUGCUGAUCACUCUCCCUGUGAUGACUGAACUCGACACGGUCCCAACCAUAGAGGAACUGAGCAAAGCAAUCGACCACCUCUCCGGCGGCAAGGACUCCAGAACAGAUGCCAUCCCUGCAGAACUGCUAAAGCUGAACAAAGCAUCCCUUCUACCACACCUACAUCAACUCCUGACUCUCUGUUGGCAGGAAGGAACAGUACCAUCUAGCAUGAAAGAUGCUAACAUCACACUCUACAAACAGAAGGGUGAUAAAGGGGACUGCAACAAUUACCGUGGCAUCUCCUUGCUCAGCAUUGCAGGAAAGGCCUUUGCUUGUGUCAUCCUUACAAGACUACAGUGA